GUAAAAUUGUGUGCGUAUAAAUUAAAAGUUUUUAUGUAAAUAUGAUUGAAAUACUCAUUGGCUUGGUAGGGGUCAUACUUGUGGUACUAUACGUACGUUUGGAACUACCCUUAAGAAGGAUAAAAAAAUUAACUAGUGCCAUACCCGGUCCAAAAGGACUCCCAUUGGUUGGAAUCUUAUUUGAUAUAACAAAAGACAAAGAUGCGUUAGGAUAUUUGUGGAAGAGCACACAAACCUAUGGCCAUAUCUUCAAAAUCCCAAUAUUAGGACGCCUGGCAAUCAAUAUGAGCAAUCCAGAAGACAUAGAGGUUCUUUUGAAAAAUAAUGAGAUCUUGGAGAAGCCGUACACAACAGCAAAAUUUUUUAGACCUUGGCUAGGAAAUGGCUUGCUCUUAAGUAGAGGAUCUUAUUGGAAACACCAAAGAAAAUUAAUAACACCGACAUUUCAUUUUAAUAUAUUAGAAAAGUUUUACGAAGUUUUUAAUGAACAAGGUCAAAUCUUAAUCGAAAUAUUAAAAGAAAAAGCAGAUGGGAAAACAAAUAUAGAUAUUUUCCCGUACAUGCAAUCUUUUGCAUUAGAUGUAAUUUGUGAAACUGCUAUGGGCACAAAAGUUCACGCGCAGACAAAACCACGAAGUGCUUACGUUUUAGCGGUACAUAAUAUGGCAAGGAUUAUUGUUGAAAGAGUUUUAAGUGCCAUUCAACAAAUAGAUUUCUUAUUUGCUUUUACUGAAAAUGGACGCACUCAAAGAAAAGCAUUAAAAGUGUUAAAAGAAUCAACUGACAAAUUGAUUCGAAAACGUCGAGAUGAUUUAAUCAAGGAAUCUGAAAAUAAGUCAAAUGAAUGUCAAGAUGAUACUGUUGGUACUAAAAAACGCCUAGCAUUUUUAGACUUAAUGCUUCACGCGCGAAAUAUGGAUGGUACUCCGUUAACCAAUGAACAAAUCAGUGAUGAAGUAUCAACUUUCACAGCUGCUGGCCACGAUACGACGGCAACACAGUUAGCUCUUCUAUUCUACUUACUAUCCAAAAAUCAACAUAUUCAGGAAGAAAUUUAUAAAGAACAAUGUGAUAUUUUAAUGGGUGAAAAUCGUGAUCCUACAUUCCAAGAAGUACAAGAAAUGCAUUAUUUGGAAAGAACAAUUAAAGAAGCCCAGCGUUUAUUACCGAGUGUGCCACUUUUUAGUCGUCAAGUAACUAAAGAUUUACAAUUGAAAACAAAUAAUUACAUUGCUCCAGCAGGAUCAAUACUAACCGUACUCACGUUUGCUUUACAUCGGAAUCAAAAUAUCUAUCCAAAUCCUGAAAAAUUUGACCCAGAUCGUUUUUUGCCAGAAAAUUUACGGAAAAGAAAUCCAUAUUCAUUCGUUCCAUUUAGUGCAGGUCCCAGAAAUUGUAUAGGUCAAAAGUUCGCUAUGCUUGAAAUGAAAACAACUGGAAGUAAAAUCUUACGAAAUUUCAAAAUACUACCAGCAUUCGAGGCUGACGGUAGGCCUUACGAACCAGAUCUAAGAGCGUAUAUUGUAUUGACAGCUAUAAAUGGUAUUCAACUACGUCUCGUUCCCCGAAAUUAAGUUUAAUUAAUCAUGAUUGUAUAAAUCUGUAGUUUCGUAAACGCGUACAUAGUAGCAAACUUCAUCGUCAAAGUUCCGUUUACAUAGUUAACAUGCUUAAUUUCAUAUGUAUUUU
This is a messenger RNA of Chrysoperla carnea, 1689 nucleotides long. Its product is annotated as cytochrome P450 4d2-like. Gene Ontology annotation, molecular function: oxidoreductase activity, acting on paired donors, with incorporation or reduction of molecular oxygen; heme binding; iron ion binding. The coding region runs from base 42 to 1574 and encodes 510 amino acids. The transcript is spliced from 12 exons. The record is from RefSeq and is a predicted model, not a curated record. NCBI's taxonomy places the organism in Eukaryota, Metazoa, Arthropoda, Insecta, Neuroptera, Chrysopidae.